This is a messenger RNA of Sciurus carolinensis (gray squirrel), 3731 nucleotides long. It is a transcript of the gene Spata7, whose product is annotated as spermatogenesis associated 7. Lineage: Eukaryota; Metazoa; Chordata; Mammalia; Rodentia; Sciuridae. The coding region runs from base 154 to 1944 and encodes 596 amino acids. The transcript has 12 exons. Gene Ontology annotation, cellular component: axoneme; rod photoreceptor outer segment; photoreceptor distal connecting cilium. Gene Ontology annotation, biological process: protein localization to photoreceptor connecting cilium; photoreceptor cell maintenance; microtubule cytoskeleton organization. The record is from RefSeq and is a predicted model, not a curated record.
AGCCCUUAGCAACCCGCCUGCUUACCGUCGCCCAGCGGCUGCCGCCCCCAUUGGCUACUGUUUUCCAAUCGUGCCCUGCCGGGGGUGGGUGCGGCCGGGGGAAGGGCCAAGGGGACCCAGGGUAUCCCCACGACGGCUGCAAGAGGACUAAGCAUGGAUGGCAGCCAGAGAGUCAGAGCAACCUCUGUCCUUCCCAGAUAUGGUCCACCACCAUACCUAUUUAAAGGUCACUUGAGCACCAAAAGUAACGCCUUUUGCACUGACUCCUCUUCUCUCAGACUAAGUACUCUUCAGCUGGUCAAGAAUCACAUGGCUGUUCACUAUAAUAAAAUCCUUUCAGCCAAAGCUGCAGUAGACUGCUCAAUUCCAAUAAGCGUGACAACCAGCGUCAAAUAUGCAGACCAACAACGAAGAGAGAAACUCAAAAAAGAAUUAGCACGAUAUGAAAAAGAGUUUAAAUUAACUAAAGCUGCAUUGCAGGCCAAUUCUAAAAAUAAUUCCAAGUCAUUUUUUAACACCAUAUCAAAGCCCUCAGGGGAACCGCAAGACCAGGAUGUGUUAAUAGAAGAAGUGAAUGGAUGUCCAUCCUUUGAACAGUCACUCGUACCUUCAGAGAGACUACACCUAAGUCUGCCUAAGUCUGAUAAAAUCCUCAUGAGUGGUGUUGAAAACUCCAGUUCCUCCCCAUCCAGCAUGGACUAUGUAGCCUCCAGCCCCAGGAAACCAUGCUCCGGAAACGUGCAUGGCAGAAGGCCCAGGAGCACGUUCCCAAAUUCUCACCGCUUUCAGUUAGUCAUUUCAAAGGCACCCAGUAGGGAUCUUUUGGAUAAACAUUCUGAACUCUUUUCUAACAAACAAUUGCCAUUCACGCCACGCACUUUAAAAACAGAAGCAAAAUCCUUCCUGUCACAGUAUCGAUAUUAUACACCUGCCAAAAGAAAAAAGAAUUUUACAGAACAGCGGAUGGAAGCUGAAACCCAGACUGAAUUGAGCAGCUUUAAUUCUGAUUUUGAUAUAAUUGAGACUAAGAACUUGGCAGAUUCAAAAGUGAACACAAAGCAGCCAUCUAAUUACAUGACAUAUGGCACCAAAGAAGAAAUAACCCCUUUACCCAUCCAAGGGCAUGACUUAAGAUGGCACAUGAUUAAAGAUGGUACUCUGCAACCUUCCUCACAAAGGACAGUGUGUCCGUAUGCUGUGCAGCUUCCUUCAGAAAAUAAAACCUACUCCAAUGAUGAAGAACUGUCAUAUCUGAGUUUCAUUGAAGAUGUAACCGAUGAAAUUUUGAAACUUGGUUUAUUUUCAAACAGGUUUUUAGAACGACUGUUUGAGCGACAUAUAGAGCAAAAUAAACAGCGCUUGGACGAGGGAAAAAUGCGCCAUCUGCUGAAUGGCCUGAAGGUAGAUUUGGGCUGCACGUCUGAAGAAAAUUCCGUAAAGCUAAAGAAGGUCAACAUGUUGAAUUUCCUCAGGACUGUGAAUUCAGAACAAGAUGAAUAUAAAAAUGAACACGUUACAGCAAUUCAACAGGAACACCAACAAUACCGAAAGGCUUUAGAUAUGUUAUCAUCUGCACCAAAGGAUGAAAAAGAGAUGUUCUCUCUAUCAAGUGAAUUUUUCUUACCCACCUGUAAAUCGAAGUAUUCAGAAGGGGUUUUAAUUCAGCAGGUGAAUGAUGAAACAAAUUUUAAACCUUCAAUUUGGGAUGAAAACAAUCCAAGUAUUUCGGACGAUUUAAUAAACCAAGAAACCUCUGUGUGUGUCAUUGAAGGUGAUAGUGACACCGAGAAGGUUGAUGCUUCAGAUGAAUUAUGUUGUCUUAGCACAUCACCCUCCCAACCUGUGCGGUUCUCUAGCGUCAAUGGUAACAGUAAUCAUGAGAAGGAGUUAUCGACCCUUAAAAUCAUGGAAAUGAGCAUUAAAGACUGCCCUUCGGAUGUUUGAUCUUCAUUAAUAAAUGCCCCACAUGGCCAGUAACUCAAUAUUACUUUUCUCUUUUUACUCUUUAUAUUUUAAGAUUCCUAUAUUAGCUUUCUAUUCUGCAUAAUAAAUUACUAUAAACUUAGCAACUUAAAACAGGUGUAGAGAAGUUAUAAAAGAGUGUGAACCCCAGAAGUUGGGAAUUAUUGGGUUCACUUGGGAAUCCACAGUCAGCCACUGUUUCUAAAGUUGCUUUUCAGAGGAACUUAAAAAAAAAUUUUUUUUUUUCAGCACAAACCAAAAGCAUUGACAGGUUUAUUUAGGAAGUAGAUACCCUUCAAGGGAGAAUGCAGUCCAUCUCAAGAGUGAGAAGGCCCGCCUUGGGCUGAGGGUCCAAUAUUUGUAGAAAGACCGUAUUAGGAGCCAGACUGGAGGUGGAGCCAGGGUGGAUCUGCAGUUUUCCCCUGCCCUUGUGUACUUCCCUCCUUUUAUAGGGCAUGGGCCAAGAUUUACAGCUGUGCUUUCCACAUUCAAAGGCUCAUAGGUGUUUCCUUUAAGACUCAGUAUCUCUCUUUUUAUCCUAAAUUCCUAUCUCAAUACCUUUGGAGAUAUGAAGGUUAAUCUUUAAUGGUGGAGGGACACCAGGCCCACCUCACUCCUGGGAAGGAGACUGCCACCACUGUGUUCAGGAUUCAGACUCAGAAACAACCUGCCAAGUACAAUACACUGGAGUAGCUCACAACCCACUUCCAUCUUAGUGUCUGAUGCCUUGCCCUAAGCUUGGCAAUGAAUGCAUGCUUUCAUGGAGAAAGGUAGCUCGAGCUUAAGGGGAAGUUUAUAUCCAGACCAGGUUAUAGGGAAACUAGACAGACAUUUCCUGUUCUCUUUACACUCAAAGUACAAAUUCCUAGUGUACAAAAGGAGAAUAUAGCAUAUUGCUAUAUUCUAAAUUGCUAAGUUAUAUGGAAGUUUCCUCAUUUGUUUACAUUUUAAAUGGUAUUAAGUUGAAAUUAACAUUUUCCUUCAAAGGCUUACUUUUAAAAGUCACAUUUUAAAAUCAAUGAGUAGGGCUGGGGAGAUAGCUCAGUCAGUAGAGUGCUUGCCUUGCAAGCACAAGGCCCUGGGUUCAAUCCCCAGCACCCAAAAAAAAAAUAAAAUCAAUGAGCAACAUUUAUGGGGCAAGAUAAAUUAUUUGUCAAGUGAAUAAAUUAACUACGUGGUUGCCAAUUAAUUACUUUAUCCUGGGCCUUGAUUAUAAAGAAUUUGGACUAGAGCCAAAGAUUUCACCUUAACAUGCCAAAGUUUAAACUUACUUUUUAAGGUCUAUAGAAAUUAAAAUCAAUAUACAUCUAAAAGUAGAAGUACCUAGUCACCCUUCAUGUGCUAAGAUAGUUUUGGAAAGCAAUACUGCUAAACCCAUUCACAGUUCAGUGAUAGAAGAUGCCACCCUAUCAAGUCACUUUCCCCAGACCUUUUAAAAGCAGUCAGAUGGAAGCAAUGACAAAUGGCAGUAUCCGGAAGGAGCAAAUCCACAAAUUUAAUUCAAAGGCCAGGAAAAGGUUACUUUUAGAUUGGGGUAGGAAAAAUUUAGCUUCAAGGCCAAUCUCGUUGCCUUGGGAAUUCUGGUUUUGAUGCAAAACGUCUAGCAGCCCUGGACCCGAAUCUUCCAUAAUUCACCUCAUCCCUUCAAGAUUCUUAAAUCAAGUUUCAGGUCUUUCUUGAAAAGGAGAAUAUGCAGUUGUAUUAUUUUCCUACUACUGCUUGCUAUAAAACAUUAUAACAACUUUUUGAAAACAUGUUUAUUAGACUUC